UUUUUUUGUACACUGUAAAUUAAAGUAACAGCCCAAAUAUAUAUUGCUCGAACUAAGCAGUGGCAUCCCCGGAAUCAUCUAGGGCUUGAAGACCUUUCUUCCUCUGCCCUCCUCAUCUCCUCUCGACUCUGUCACUGUGAUUUCUACAGACACAGAGAAAAUAUAAUUAAAGGAAGAGAAGCUAACUAUCCAAUCUUUGCAAGUAACUUAGAUAUAUAGUAUGGCGACUAAAAACUCUGCAAACCCCUCGCGAGCUGAAGAACUCAAACUCCUCGCCAAUGAGGCUUUUAAAGCGCAUAAAUAUUCCCAGGCUGUUGAUUUGUAUACCCAAGCGAUAGAGUUGAAUGAGGAUAAUGCAGUGUACUGGGCUAACCGCGCAUUUGCACACACUAAAUUGGAGGAGUAUGGAAGUGCUAUACAGGACGCCACAAGGGCUAUUGAAAUCGAUCCAAAAUACUCCAAGGCAAGUACCGGUUAUUACAGACGUGGUGCUGCAUAUUUGGGAAUGGGAAAGUUUAAAGACGCUCUUAAGGAUUUUCAACAGGUAAAAAGAAUAUGUCCAAAUGAUCCUGAUGCCGCCAAGAAAUUGAAGGAAUGUGAGAAAGCGGUGAUGAAACUAAAAUUUGAAGAGGCCAUAUCUGUUCCUGAAUCUGAAAAACAUUCUGUGGCCGACUCUAUAGAUUACCACACUAUAGGGACUAGCCCAGGCUCAUCUUAUAUUUCCCUGAAAGUUGCUGCUGUAGCAGUGGCAGUAGCUGUACUGGCAGUUUUUAUGGGGACCCAAGCGGCCAUAGCAGUGGCAACAACAGCUAUAGUGAUUGUAAUGGUGGUCUGGGGAACUUGUUGGAAGGUUUGCUACAAAGACUGUGUUUUUUCCAAGGGCCCAAGACAUAACUUAGAUGUGGAGCCACAGUAUUCUGGUGCAAGAAUAGAGGGAGAUAGUGUAACUUUGGAAUUUGUGAAGCAAAUGAUGGACGACUUCAAGAAACAGAAGUGUUUACAUAAGAGAUAUGCAUACCAGAUUGUGUUGCAGAUGAGAGAUUUGUUGCGAGAAUUGCCAUCUCUUGUUGAUAUUACCGUUCCUGCUGGGAAGCAUUUCACUGUUUGUGGUGAUGUGCAUGGCCAGUUUUAUGAUUUGAUAAAUAUUUUUGAGCUGAAUGGACUACCUUCCGAAGAUAAUCCAUAUCUUUUCAAUGGGGAUUUCGUAGAUAGGGGUUCUUUCUCAGUCGAGGUCAUCCUCACUCUGUUUGCCUUUAAGUGCAUGUCUCCAUCAGGACAUAUGAAACAGAUAGGCCUAUUAAUUGACACAGUGCUGGAUAGUGCACAACAUAGACAUUUCCAGGCAAUAUAUCUUUCUCGAGGGAACCAUGAAAGUAAGAGCAUGAAUAAGAUAUAUGGUUUUGAGGGUGAGGUCAAAUCCAAAUUGAGCGAUACAUUCGUGGAGCUAUUUGCGGAGGUGUUCUGUUGCUUACCUUUGGCUCAUGUAAUAAAUGAGAAAGUUUUUGUAGUCCACGGAGGUCUUUUCAGUGUUGAUGGCGUAAAGCUCUCUGACAUAAAGGCAAUUGAUCGUUUUUGUGAGCCUCCGGAAGAGGAUCUGGUAGUGCGGUCACAUGAGGUUAAGGAUGAAGGUUAUGAAAUUGAGCACGACGGAAAAUUAAUUACUGUGUUUUCUGCUCCAAACUACUGUGAUCAGAUGGGAAACAAGGGGGCAUUUAUUCGUUUUGAAGCCCCAGAUCUGAAACCCAACAUCGUUACAUUUUCUUCAGUGCCACACCCUGAUGUCAAACCCAUGGCAUACGCUAACAACUUCCUACGAAUGUUCUCGUGACCCAUAGUUGCUGGUUUUAUACUUUCCUACUGCAUUUUGUUGCUGCUCAAGUGUAAAAUGAUGGUGAAAGUUUGAAGAUUUAUUUUGCAUUAAUUAAAAGUUAGUUAUAUUCCAAUGCCUGGGACUCAUUCCUAAGCUGGCUUUUAUGUGACUCAAGAAAGAAGCGAGCUGUGGAAGUAGCCAACUAGGUUUGCCGACGUGUACAAUACUUUACUUUUUCAUUUGUAUUCAUGCUAUUUAUUUGUAUGAUUAUGAUGAUUUUGGUUCCGUAACAGCUUUGCUAAAUUACAUGUCGUGACUGAGAUUUUUUGUCGAAUUAGAGCAUCUCCAAUGUUAAUCUUUUGAA
Messenger RNA from Striga asiatica, 2174 nucleotides. NCBI's taxonomy places the organism in Eukaryota, Viridiplantae, Streptophyta, Magnoliopsida, Lamiales, Orobanchaceae. The record is from the annotation of a GenBank genome assembly.